AUGAGCAACGACGAGAACACGCAGGCGUUCCUGCAGGAGAUACUCCUCCAGUCGCCAGAACACCUCCAGGCUGAUGUCUUGCGGCUUCAAGACCUCUGGGAGCAGAAGCUCUGGCACGAGCUGACCGAGACCUUGAUCACCAUCUUCAACAACCCCGAGAGCGCCUCCUCCCGCCUCCCCAUCUACAACAACUUCAUCCUCCAGUUCGCCGACAAGAUCAACCAGCUGAAGCUUGUCGACUUGGCUCUCAAGGCCGCGCAACAAUGUUCGGAUCUCCAAGAACGCCUCAGCUUCACCGAGGCAGUCGCAAAGAAGGUGGACCCCGAAGAGGAGAAGAAGAAGAACAAGAGCGCCGACGAGGAGGAAGACCCAAACUCAAGAAAUGCCUACGUGUACGCAACAGUUGCGGUGGCUCAGGUGAAGCUCGACCUCGGCAAUCUCGAAGACGCGCGGAAAGACCUGGCCAAGGCUGAGAAGAAGCUGGACGUGUUUGACUCUGUCGAGACAGUCGUCCAUGCUGCCUUCUACAAGAUCAACGCCGCCUUCUACUACCUGAAGCAAGACUUCGCAUCCUACUACCGGAACGCACUGCUGUACUUGGCAUGCAUUGACAUCAAGAGCCUGGACGCCGCCGAGUGUCGCAAGCGGGCGUACGACCUUGCGACUGCGGCGCUGGUAUCCACAAGCAUCUACAACUUUGGCGAGCUGUUGCUGCACCCUGUCCUGGACGCGCUGAACAAUGACAAGGAUCGGUGGCUGCGGGAGCUCCUGUUCACAUUCAACGCCGGCGACCUGGUCAAGUACGACCAGCUGUCCGGAAGCAUCAACUCCGACAAGCUGCUGGCCCAACACAAGGAGAAGCUUCGGGAGAAGAUAUACCUGGCAGCGCUCACAGAGGCCGUCUUCCGGCGGCCACCGCACGAGCGGGCGAUGAGCUUCGCAACGAUCGAGCAGGAGACGAAGGUGAAGCCCCACGAAAUUGAGCACCUUGUCAUGAAGGCGCUGAGCCUGGGUCUGCUCCGGGGAACGGUGGAUCAGGUGGAUGAGGUGGCGAACAUCAACUGGGUUCAGCCCAAGGUUCUUGACUUCAAGCAGAUCGAUAGCAUGCGGUCUCGUCUGGCAGAGUGGGACAGCAGUGUCAACCAGCUGGGCAACUGGAUUGAGAAGUCGGGACAGGAUGUCUGGGCAGCGUAG
Messenger RNA from Diaporthe citri, 1194 nucleotides. RefSeq lists its product as uncharacterized. NCBI's taxonomy places the organism in Eukaryota, Fungi, Ascomycota, Sordariomycetes, Diaporthales, Diaporthaceae. The transcript has 2 exons. Bases 1 to 1194 code for a protein of 397 amino acids. Gene Ontology annotation, cellular component: nucleus; cytosol; proteasome regulatory particle, lid subcomplex. The record is from RefSeq and is a predicted model, not a curated record. Gene Ontology annotation, biological process: ubiquitin-dependent protein catabolic process. Gene Ontology annotation, molecular function: structural molecule activity.